Molecule: messenger RNA, 234 nt
Organism: Knipowitschia caucasica
Lineage: Eukaryota; Metazoa; Chordata; Actinopteri; Gobiiformes; Gobiidae
Source: the annotation of a GenBank genome assembly
AUGAAAAACAACAGGGGGGGGGGGGGGGGGGGGGGGGGGGGGGUGGGGUGUGUGGGGGGGUGGUGUGGUGGGGGGGGUGGGGGGGGGGGGGGGGGGGGGGGGGGGGGGGGUGGGGGGGGGGGGGGGGAAUUGGGGGGGGGGGGGGGUGGGGGUGUUUGGGGUGGGGGGGGGGGGGGGGGGGGGGGGGUUUUUUUUGGGGGGGGGGUUUGGUUUUUUUGGGGUUGGUGGGGUUAG